GCAAAGCAAAAAAGGAAAAGAAGAAAAUGAAGGCUACGACCAAAAGUGCCCUGUUAAUGGGCUUCGGCGCGUUCGGAGUGCUGCUAGGAGGAAUCACGGUGAUCCUCUGGCCUGGAAUAUUUACGUCCUCUUUGAGGCGGAUGAUGGUCCUAACAAAUAGCUCAAUGUCGUAUGGAAUUUGGAAAGACCUACCAAUACCAAUGUACCUAGAGUGUCACUUGUUCAAUAUCACAAAUGUAGAAGAGUUGUUGGCGAACAAAUCAGCCAAAAUCAAAGUGGAGGAAUUGGGGCCCUAUGUGUAUAGAGAGGUACAUAAAAAGGUGAACAUAGUGUUCAACGACAACAACACAGUGACGUAUCAGAUGGAGCGGUUCUGGCACUUCGAGCCGGAGAUGUCAAACGGGUCGCUUUCUGAUCUCAUCACCUCGAUUAACCCUAUUGUACCGACGAUAGCGCACAUCGUCCGCUAUCAACGCGCCGCUAUCCGCUUGGCUGCGGACGUGUUCAUGCGGCUGUACCACGAGCACAUGUUCAUCACCGCUAACGCCUCUUCCUGGCUCUUCGACGGCAUUGACGAUCCGAUUCUCAAAACUGCCCACAAGAUACCUGACUUCCCUAUAUAUAUACCUUAUGAUAGGUUUGGGUGGUUCUAUGAGCGCAACGGCUCACAAACAUACGACGGGACCUUCGUAAUGAACACCGGAGCCGGAGAUUUUUCGCAACUCGGUAAUGUUGAAAAAUGGAGGUACUCGACCCGUUCCGUGUACAGAGGGGAGUGCGGGGCGGUGAAGGGUUCCGCUGGCGAGCUGUGGGCGCCGGAGCGCGGGCAGCCUGAGCUGACGAUCUUCGUGCCUGAUCUUUGCACGUGGAUAAAACUGAGCGAAGACAAGCCAAUGUCAUUGCUAAACAUCGAAGGCAUGCAGUUCGCCGCCAAUAAAUCCAUCUUCGAUAAUGGGUGGAACUAUCCGCAUACGGCUUGCUACUGUGACGAAGUCCGCGACAGGGACUGCCUGCCGCCGGGGGCGCUAAACAUGUCCGCCUGUCGAUUUAACUCCCCCGCCUUCGUCUCACUGCCUCACUUCUACCUUAGCGACCCCUACUAUCCUAGCAAGAUUGAAGGCCUCCAUCCUAAAGAAGACCACAAUUUCAAGUUGGCUCUAGAAAUGCUCACGGGUAUACCGCUCCAGGUCAGCGCGCAGCUACAGAUCAACUUCCUCGUCCGGCACAUACCUGCUAUAAAUUUAAACAACCAACUGCCGGACCCGGACAUGCUGGUACCCAUGUUUUGGUUCAGACAGGAGUUGGCCCUGACCGAAGAAUUCGCGCAGUCUGCGAGGCUCGCUCUCAGAGUGAAUAGAAUCGUGCCCAUCGUGCUGUAUGUGGUUACUGCAAUCGGCGGUCUUCUUCUACUAGUAGGUAUAACAAUUCUAGUAAAUAAACUUUUUAAAUCUCCCGAUACCGAGCCCAUUCUCUCAGAGUCCUCGGAAGAGUCGAAUCAGUGACAAUGCGGAUAUCGUGAUCGACCUGUGAUGGUAGGUAGCCGCUUCCAGGGUAAUUUACGCGAAAUAAUAUAUUGUUAAUUAAAAUGCUAAGGGUCGUAUAAGUUAUACUUGAGAGACGGUAAUAUCGCAACUUCACGACUAUUGUAACGAAAUCGAAGCGAUAUCGUUCGUUCCAUCUUAAAAAUAUUCCUUGUGUGAUAAUAUGGUAUAUAUAGUCCGUCAUUUUUGAAGACGGAGUGAAAUGAUUGAUCAUUAUGUAAACGUGUUACCUGCUUGCGAACAACUAGUGGUUGCUGUCGGUAAAUAUUCUAUCGACUAUCGACUGAAUAUAGGUCACGCUUAUGGCAUAAAUAGCCGAACUUGUUUCAUUUGAGUCAUCC
Messenger RNA from Hyposmocoma kahamanoa, 1882 nucleotides. It is a transcript of the gene SCRB3, whose product is annotated as protein croquemort-like. NCBI's taxonomy places the organism in Eukaryota, Metazoa, Arthropoda, Insecta, Lepidoptera, Cosmopterigidae. The transcript is spliced from 10 exons. Gene Ontology annotation, cellular component: cytoplasm; membrane. The record is from RefSeq and is a predicted model, not a curated record. Bases 27 to 1502 code for a protein of 491 amino acids. Gene Ontology annotation, molecular function: scavenger receptor activity.